Messenger RNA from Ixodes scapularis (black-legged tick), 2184 nucleotides. RefSeq lists its product as uncharacterized. Gene Ontology annotation, molecular function: nucleic acid binding. NCBI's taxonomy places the organism in Eukaryota, Metazoa, Arthropoda, Arachnida, Ixodida, Ixodidae. The record is from RefSeq and is a predicted model, not a curated record. Bases 1 to 2184 code for a protein of 727 amino acids. The transcript is spliced from 2 exons.
AUGGCCGGCACCACGGUAAAAACUCCCUCAGGCAUCAUACUGCAGGUCGGAGGCAAAGACGUCCCUCGGGUCCGGCGACUUCGGAUACUCGGUCUGUGGUUGCAGGAGGAUGGCAAGAACACAUACAGCAUCGGAGUCCUCCGUAACCACGCACGGCAGGUAGGAAGACUCAUAGCAAGAAUCGCCGGAAAACGGUACGGGAUGAAAGAGCGGAAUGUCAUUCGCCUUAUCAAAGCCUUCGUGAUUAGCCGGAUUGCCUACAUUGCACCCUUCCUGGACUUGACACUCACGGAGAGGGAUGCCAUCGAUCGCAUCAUCCGCUGCGUAUACAAGAAAGCGCUUCACCUAACACGUUCAACAGAGACCAAGCGACUCCAGAAGCUUGGGCUUCACAACACCCUCUCGGAAAUCAUUGAGGCACAGAGGACAGCCCACUACGAAAGGCUAUCUCUGACCACAGCGGGAAGAACCAUCCUCACAUCUUUGGGCAUCAACUACCACCCCACAGGGCACAGUACGCGAGGCUUGCUUCCAAACGAGCUACGCGAGCAACUAAAGAUUUCGCCUCUGCCUCGUCACAUGCAUCCAGUGCACGACGCAGGCAGACGCAUGGCCAGAGUGAAGGCUCUGGAGAACACUCUACAGCAAGACUACGACGACUCCGAGGUGACCUAUGUCGACGCAGCCUCAGCUGACAGGGGUCGAAUGACCCUUGCAGUUACGAAUCGCUCCGGCCAAAUCUUCACGGCAGGCAGCAUGUACACCAGCAACAGUGCAGAGGCAGAGGAGGCAGCCAUCGCCUUGGCCCUCACUUUCAGCACCACGAAAGUCAUCGUCAGUGACUCCCAGAUGGCCAUCCGCCAGUACAUGCGUGGUCACAUCUCUGACAAAGCCCCCAAGAUCGCCACUGGUCAUCGUCUGAUUGACCACCCAGUCCGCAUACUGUGGUCUCCAGCCCAUGCGUCACUCCCAGGCAACGAGAGUGCUCACAGUGCAGCCUGCGCUCUUACCAACCGGGCUAGCACACCAAGUGAGCACUCGACCUUCGCCACGUGGAACCACGACAACCUCUACACCUUUAAGGGGGUGCUGGACCACUACCGAGUAGAACGCCGAGCCUACCCAGAGGCUCACAGCACUCUCAACAAGGCAGAAUCCACCAUCCUCCGUCAAGUCCAGACAGAGACCUUCCUCAACCCGGCGCAGUUGCACUCGUGGUACCCAGAUACCUACGACCCGUCUUGCAAAAACUGUGGCGAGAUCGCCACACUCCACCAUAUACUCUGGGAGUGUCCGGAGCUGCUUCUUCACUCGAAGAAUAAGGAGUUCAUCAAGCAAGCCAGGCAACCAGGCGCCUGGGAAUCCUUCCUGCGGGAUCCUGACCCCACGACUCAGAAAAUUCUAGUCCAGCUGGCCUCGGACGCCGCCGGGAACAUCGCGUCUCGUCUGUCGACCGAGGGGAUCGCUUCGUCAAGGAACAAGAAGGUGGAGUGCGCCCGGGAAUCACACGAGCAGUCUCCACUGAAACAUGCAAAGGCAGACUUCUUGAGGAACAGCGAAGAUAAUGCCGAAUAUAGCGCCAACGAGAAUUCUGUUGGUAGCCAGUUGCUGGCGAUCAACAGACAUGGGAACUCGGCGUCCUCAUUUGAAACCAGCACUUUGAGCGCACUUACAGAAAUACCGAUUCCUCCGAUUCCUAUUCAAGGUCAGUUCGAGUUGUUUCUGAGAAACAUUGACGGCGAUAUGGAGACGAGGUCUAGUGAGGUGGACAAGACGAACGACCUGUCUUCUUCAGACGCGCAGCCGGCGACAACAAGUACCGUCUGUAGCAGCGCUGCGAGCGCCACAACAAAAGCCUGUAGAACUUCGGGGAUUACGACCUGCGACACCUCGGACGAGGACAAAAGCGGAGAGGACGCCCCUGCCACGAGCUGUUCAGGGACGCCCAUAGAUUCGCCGCACAAGAAGAUCACUUGGGGCAAGGCCAAGUCGUACCCUGGAAGUGAGACAGUGUCGGACCUCGAUGAAACAUCGGACACUCGCUCCGACCUCUGGCAGAGCCUGAGGAAGCCUAUGAACCCGCUCUUGAAGGCUGGAUAUCGAGUCAAAAAGCAAGAAAGCGCGGCUAAACUGCACUCGCGUCCUUCUCGUAAAGACGCCAAGGACAAAAAGUUGCGCAAAUGA